GGAUGCUGUGGCAGUUGGAGCGUGAGCCGCGCUGCCAUUCAACUCCAGAUGAUGCUAGCUUGAUCCUAGCGGUCAGAUUUGUAAUAGAGGACUAGCAGGUCAUACCUUUACUUUAAUGAACGCGUCAUAUGCUCAGGUCAGUUCCGUGUGAUGCUGGCUAGCUUUCGUAAUGCUCUUAAAAAACAGAUGAGAUCCGGGACUCUGGAGCGGAGAUUUUGGGAAGGACUGCGGGCUAGCAAGCCGGGCACUCGGCUACCGAUGUCCUGUGACUGGGGCUGAGUAAGCUGAUAUUUGAGCCGGCUGACUCCAAACACACGCGGUACGACUACUCUCACCUCAGACCCACCCCCCAUCACAUAGUACUAAUUGUCUUUAAAAACACAACGUACUGAUUUGGAUGCCCACAGUUGGAUUCACGCAUGCAGUGUGGACACGAUAGACAAAGGAUUAACCAUCAGUUUACAUCCAUCACCCAACUUAACAGCAGCAUGUUUCUGUUGAAUAUUUGCAUCUAUGCCAGCCUCAUGCUGUCCCUCCCUCAGUAUACGUAUCAGUCAUGCACAGAGGGGACACCCAGACAGUGCUUGGAUGCAGAAUUUGCUCCUGGUACCAAUUUGGCCGGGGAAGGCUUCGACAUCACCAGAAUGGAACGCAAGGGGGCCUUUGUGCUCGACAUGAAUCAGUGGAAACGCAAGGACAAGACGUGCACCCUGUGUAGCAACCCCUAUCUGGAGAACAAAAAGCAAAAGCUCCCCUUGUCAGUGGAGGACUGGAGGCCAAAGCAGUCCUGCAGCAUGGAAGUGGCCAGUAAACUCCACCGAUCCAGUGAGUCUCUGGUCAGUUCCAGCUCCUCUUUGGUAGAAAACAACUGGCAGGUCAAUCUAGAUUUUAAUGUGGGUAAAAUAGGUGGCUCACUGAUGCUAGCUGGUACCCAUUCUAAAUUGGCUGAUUACUCCAUGGAAAAAACGAAGAAUGACAAGUUCAGCUUCACAAGCCAAAGCAUGUCCUGUGAGUACUACAGCUACCGAGUGUCCAGCACUCCCAAGUUGCACAGGGAAUUUCGCAAAGCAGUGAAACAGCUCCCCAAAAUCUACAGCCCUGAAUUCAAGCAACGAUUUUACAAACUGAUUGACAACUUUGGCACCCAUUACAUCAGCAAGGUGAAGUUGGGAGGAAGCGUUCAAUCUGUGACCAGCAUCAGGCAGUGCCAGGCCAGCCUGCAGGGCCUCAGCGUGGAGGAGGUGCAGAUGUGCCUGGCAGUUGAGGCGUCCGCCAGCUUCAAAGCUACAAUAAAAACUGAAUCAAAACACUGCAAGAAGGACCUAGAGAGGACAGACAGUAAGUCAGCCUUCUCCAGCCUCUUCAACGACAGGUUCACAGAAAUAAAGGGGGGUCAUACCACAGAGCCAGACCUUCUCUUCUCCGCUGACAAAAAUCCAUCAGCCUACAAAGAAUGGCUGAACACACUACCACAGAAUCCAGACAUAUUCUCAUAUUCCCUGGAAUCGCUUCACGAGUUACUGCCUACUAACACCCCUGUCCGGAAGAACCUGCGCUCAGCCAUUAGCCAUUACAUCCUGGAGAAAGGACUGUGGAGGAACUGCAGUGAGCGCUGUCAGGCCGGCAUCAAGAGCGACUCAAGGGAUUCCUGCGUCUGCCAAUGCCACAAUGACCCUGCUGUAAACCAAGACUGCUGCCCGACCCGUAAGGGCAUGGCUCGAGUCAUCAUAACUGUACAACGGGCUUCUGGUCUUUGGGGAGACCACAUCACAGCCACGGACGGCUACGUGAAGGUCUUUUUCAACAAACAGAUGGUCCAGCGUUCUCCUGUCAUACACAACAACAACAACCCACACUGGGCCAUUAACGUCGACCUGGGCUCUCAGGAUUUGUCAGCAGGAAAUAAAGUGAGAUUUGAAGUGUGGGAUGAGGACAACAACUGGGACGACGACCUGUUGGGACAAUGUGAGAAAGUUCUGUCUGUUGGAGUCAAGGAGGAUCUCUGUAACCUGCAGCACGGCCGGCUCUUCUACAAACUGGAGGUGAAAUGUGCUCCGAGUCUGAGUGGAAAUUCAUGCAUGGACUAUAAACCUUCGCCUAUGAGUCAAAGUCUGAAGAGGCUGUAUGUGUCCCGUCAUGCCCACCCUGUCCCAAAGGCCAUCCUGUUAGAGAUGGGUGUGUUUGUGGACGAAACAAGCUCACAGAGAAACCAGAGUCUUAAUGUGUUCAAAAGUUUGGUGUGAUAUAACACCCAUGUUUGGCUUUACUGAGGCUUAUAUUCAAGGUAUUAGCAACAUUUUUUAUUGUAUUGAUGAGGUUAAUCUAAGCAUUAUCCAUAACACUUAUUAAAUCUCUACUGAUCACAAAAGAUGAGAUGUACAUCAGAUGACAAAGUGGUUGCAAUUCUGGUCACUUUUGUAUGUUCAGUUUUUAUAUCAGUUUAAGCUACAGUACAUUAAGGUCUUUAUGAAUUAAAAGUAAAAUAGCAUUUUUAUACUUUAUUUUAUAUUGUUAAUAUAGGCUAGAUAGAAAAGAUAGUUUAAUUAUUUUUAUAUAUCUAUGCAUUUGCAUCAUAUAGUGCUUAGUAUACUGUAGAUACCGGCCUGGUCUUUAACAGGACAGCAAAGCAUAUGUUGGGGUUGAAAUGUGAGUUUGAAUCAAUGCAGCUUUUACUUACAACCUUAUUUUUACUUUAUUUGUUUAUCCGUGCAUUUUUUGCAUUUUAUUGUUUCUAUAGAGGCAUUUAUAACAUGUACUAGUGUGUUUUAUACAAUUUAACCACAUUAUUGCCCUGUUGAUUUUUGACAUGAUGUUUGACUCCCAUUUCUAGAGAGAAGUGAAGAAUAGAGCCAUAAAGCUUUAUGUAUAGAUCACACAUGCAGAGUCCAUUACACAUGUAAUGCCAUCAUAUUGAAAAAAUAUUUUAUAGUUUAUAGUCAGUUAGUUGUUUACAUCUUCUUAGUGCUGAUAUAAAUAUCUUUUUACUGUAUGAAUCCACACAUUUAUCAGUUUUCAUUGAUUGUUUUUAUCUGUAAUUUGAAUGCCUUUUUCUCUGUUCAUUUUAAAUAUGUUAAUUUCUCCAUCUGGGAUUUACCUUUUAAUAUUCUUAAAUAAAAAUAACCAGAUGCUCAUAUUCA
Siniperca chuatsi (mandarin fish) is the source of this 3137-nucleotide messenger RNA. Its product is annotated as perforin-1-like. The coding region runs from base 420 to 2243 and encodes 607 amino acids. Lineage: Eukaryota; Metazoa; Chordata; Actinopteri; Centrarchiformes; Sinipercidae. The transcript has 6 exons. The record is from RefSeq and is a predicted model, not a curated record.